Exophiala spinifera is the source of this 1230-nucleotide messenger RNA. RefSeq lists its product as uncharacterized. The transcript is spliced from 2 exons. Bases 1 to 1230 code for a protein of 409 amino acids. The record is from RefSeq and is a predicted model, not a curated record. Lineage: Eukaryota; Fungi; Ascomycota; Eurotiomycetes; Chaetothyriales; Herpotrichiellaceae.
AUGACCGCUUUCCGAGUCGAGUCAUGGAUAUGGUACACAGUCACUCUCUGCACCGUCAUUGCGCGGAUCGUCGCGAGACUGUUACAUUUCAAGUCCGUUCUUCGUCUGCAAGUCGAGGAUUUCCUGAUGGUGUUUUUGACCUGUCUCUACACCAUACUCAUCGUGUUCCUCAAUAUCGACCUGACGGUAUCGACCAACCUCAUCGAUCCCGCCCAUCCAGUUGAACUGACGCCUCACGAGAUCGACCAGAGGACAUGGGGCUCGAAGACGGUCCUUCUGGUCGAGCAAUGCAUGUGCGCCGUCCAGUGGGGAACCAAGAUCUGUCUGUUACUUUUGUACUGGAGAAUCACGCAGAACUUGAAGCAAGCUCUGGUCGUCAAAUGCGCCGCUGUGUACGUUGGCUUGACUUACGUCGUCAUGGAAAUCUUCUACUUUGCCGUCUGGUGUCGACCGUUUCAUGAUUACUGGAAAACCCCGACCAACAACACCCAGUGCACGACAGCUCUGCACCAUCUCAUCAUGAACUUGACGUUCAAUUUGACCAGCGACGUCCUGAUCCUCUCGAUUCCACUGCCUCUGUUGAUAAAGUCACAUCUCGAAUUCAAACGUAAAUUCCUGUUGGUCUUUCCGUUUAGCUUGGGCAUUUUCACCAUGGUCUGCGCCAUCUUGAGCAAGAUCGCCAGCUUCAACCACCCCUACAGCUCAGAAUGGGUCUACUGGUACUGUCGAGAAGCGAGCACGGCCAUGAUUGUUAGCAACAUGCCUUACAGCUGGGCAUUGAUACGAAGAAUGUUUCAUCUGAGGUCAUUUUUGGGAGACUCUACCGCAAAUCGUAUUCAAGAGGGAGCUCCAUCAAGAUAUGACGGACAAAGCAUUGGAGGAAUUCCUUUGUCAGGUCAGUUUCGCUCACGAAAGUCGAAUGCUGGGGAAGUGGUCCCGAGAAAGAUCUCCUGGACACCAUCACUCUUUCACAAGAAACGUGCUAUGAGCAGUAGCCGAGAUGCGCCUCCAACCAGAGCCUCAGAGAGUGAUGCGUCGGCGAGAGACAAAGAGAUGGAUCCUGAAAAGUCGGCCCCUUCCAGCAGUGAUGGCAUCGUUCAACCAACCGCAGGAAUGACUCCUGGUCCUGGAACUGAUUGGGCGUUGGAUCGGUUGUAUCCUCUGGACGAUGAUGAGAUCGACGGUGAAAUUGCCAAGCUGGAUGUGACGCAACGACGGUACGAUGGUUGA